UCGAGGCACGUGGACAUCAAAAGAUACAUGUACACACUUGACUCGAGGCUUUCCACUCAACCUGCAUGCAGGUAUCACCAAUCGAGUAGUGAUCACCCUUGAGAAGACCACCAUAUUCCGUGGUGGUGACCAUUGUGGUUAAUGUCCAAACCAUUUUCAUUCUUGGUUUUGCAUCCUACACGCCAAAGCAUGGCAUUUCAAGCCCCAACUCCAACAGCGGCGACGGCCGACAAGCUCAAAUCUCCUGACCAGUAUUUCGACCUCAAAACGCCGGAAGACACCAAUGGUGAUAUCGAAAGUGGGGCUUUACGAUCUGGCGGCGCACCGUCUAUCUGGUCGCUGCGCAACAUCGGAGUCUUGGUCAGUUUCUGCUGCGUCACCGUCGUCUACGGCAUGAGUCUGAGCAUCCUGUACGCUGUCAUGAACAACUACCUGUACAUGUCCGGUCUCCUGGUCGCGACGGCCAAGGCUUUGGUGAAGAUUCCUCGUGUGCUGCGCGUCUUCCUGUCUGCUUUCUCGGACAUUUACCCUAUCUUCGGGUACCGUCGUCGUCCGUACAUGAUCAUCGGUUGGAGUGUUGCCUUCAUCGCUUGCUUCAUCAUGGCUGUGAUCCCACUUGGAGAUCCGUACUACGAAGACUCCUCGCUGGCAGACAUCAACCUCGCCGACAUGACUCCGGAACAACUGGCGCUAGUGCACACUGACGCUCCACACCGCGGCAACAAGUUCAUCUUCCUCUUCAUGCUUGCCAACUUGGGUGCUGUCAUCGCCUACGGUCCGACGUAUGGCAUCUUCAUCGAGCUCUCUCAACGCGAGCCUGAACACAUCCGCGGUCGCCUCCAAACGAACGUCUUCAUGGUGCGCAAUGCUCUGGCGAUUGUCACGGCUUUCCUGACUGGUCUGUGUCUAAACAGCACUGAAUACGGCGGCACUUUCUCCUGGACAAUCGGGUUCAACGGCAUCAUGUGGAUCUGUACCGCCGCGACACUCAUCACUAUCCCGUUCUGCUGGUUCUGUGUGACCGAAGAGAAGGUGGAGCAGACCAAGUCCAUUGGCACCUUCUACAAGGAGAUCUACGGCAUCAUCCAGAAGGAACCCUUCUAUCGCCUCUUCAUCUUCCGCUACUUCACCAAGAUCUUCGCUGCAGUGUCGGUCACGGCAUCCAGCAACAUCCAGUCCAUCUAUGCUGGAGUCACGCCGCUUAACGAUGGUAUCGCGGCUUGUAUCAGCCAAGUUCUGAUCGUGGCAGGCAUCUUCUCAAUCAAAAAGUGGGGAUUGCAAUGGAAUUGGCAGUACUUGGCUAUCUUCUCGCAGCUCUUCGCCGUGUUUGUCGAUGCCUUCCCGACCUACUUUACCAUCUGGAACGUUUUCCGUAGUCAGUGGUUCUGGCUCGGUGUCCCGCUUCUCGAAGACUUUGUGGGCGAGUUCGUCGACUACGCGACAACCAUCACCAUGGUGGAGAUCGCAGAGCCUGGGCGUGAAGCUACGUCCAUGGGUUUCCUCGGCUCGAUCACUGCUGCUGCCCAGCCAUUCGGCACAGUCAUUACCAAGUCAGUCGACAGCUACUUUGAGAUCGGGCAAAAAGCUCUUAAAAGAGACGAUCACGCUGUUCACAUGGACCUCACGUACGCCUACCUCAUCGCGUACUUGUUUAACAUCGCGGUUGUCGUGUUCGCUUUCUUGUUGCCUCGCCAGAAGCACGAGGCGCAAGCAAUGAAGCAGAACGGCAACACGAGCAAGCUGAUCGGUACGGCCUCCGUGGUUAUCUUCCUCUUCUCUGUGGCCUGGGCUAUCAUGACUCACCUGCUGUCGCUCUGGGACUCGACGUCGUGUCUGCGUAUUGCUGGCGGUAGCGGUUGCUAAAAACCUGGGCGAGUUAUCUCUAAACUGAAUAGGGAUCAUUAAGGAAUCUCUAUUCUGCUAAGAGAAAAAAAUCAAUUGUGUCGUCUUCACUGGUUCAGAAGUGCAAUCUCCUCAUGACAACGUAGACUGAUUGUUAGCAGCAGGUAAUCACCAACCUUGUUCGUAGAAGACGCAGCGCGCUGGAUGUGGUGCAUUAAAAAAACAAACAUGGUCAUCUACAGGUCACUGUCGAUGUCAUCAAAGGCUUCGUCGAUCUUGUCCCACAACGCAUUGGCAGCAGUAAAAUGGUCUGUUGCUGGGUCGAUCUGGAACCGAACGAUCCGCUGCUUGGCUGGUACGUGGAUAUCUGAGACCAUCGACACCAAAAAAAAACUAUCAUUACCACCAAUUUUUUUAAAUAUUAUCAUAAUUCAACAAUGCAGACUUACCUCC
Messenger RNA from Phytophthora nicotianae INRA-310, 2295 nucleotides. RefSeq lists its product as hypothetical. The transcript has a single exon. Lineage: Eukaryota; Oomycota; Peronosporomycetes; Peronosporales; Peronosporaceae. The record is from RefSeq and is a predicted model, not a curated record. The coding region runs from base 142 to 1863 and encodes 573 amino acids.